CCGAGGAGGCGGCGAGGCCUGCCCGCUCCUCCUCCGCCUUGGCUCCGCCUCCGCCUGCUCACGCUGGCUGGGCAAAGAUGGCGGAAGCGGGCGAGGAGCGGAGCGGGGCGCGGGCCUUGCUGGAGCUGCGCUCGGCCCCCUCGCCGCCGCCGCUGCCGGGCCUCCCUCCGGCGGGGCCGCCCUCCUCCGGCCCGGCCUCGGCCUCUGCGGUGGCGGCGGAGCCCCUUCCCGCCCCGCUGGCCCGGCUGCUGGGCCGCGACUUCGAGUUCCUGGUGCGGCGGGCGGCGGUGACCAUCGGGCGCAACUCCUCGCAGGGCGCCGUGGACGUGCCCAUGGGCCGCUCCUCCUUCAUCUCCCGCCGCCACCUCGAGCUCGCCUUCCGCGCCCCGCACUUCUACCUGAGCUGCCUCGGCAAGAACGGCGUCUUCGUCGACGGCGCCUUCCAGCGGAGGAGCGCCCCCGCCCUGCGCCUCCCGCCCCAAUGCACCUUCCGAUUCCCCAGCACAAACAUCAAGAUCCAUUUCACGUCGCUUUAUCACAAAGAGGAAGUCAAAGAAGAAGCUUCAUCACCUCCACUUCGGCCACUCUACCCUCAGAUUUCCCCACUUAAGAUUCACAUUCCGGAGCCGGAUCUCCGGAACCUGAUCAGCCCCUUGCCAUCUCCCACUGGCACUAUCAGUGUUCCCAAUUCGUGCCCGGCCAGUCCCCGCGGUGCUGGCUCCUCAGGAUACCGUUUUACCCACAAUGUUACCUCGGACCUGCAGCUGGCGGCUGAAUAUGCAGCAAAGGCUACGUCGGAACAGCAGGCAGAUGCGUCAGGUGGAGACAGCCCAAAGGACGAAUCCAAGCCGCCAUACUCAUAUGCCCAGCUAAUUGUUCAAGCUAUCUCGUCAGCCCAGGACAAGCAAUUAACACUAAGUGGGAUCUAUGCCCACAUCACCAAGCAUUAUCCUUAUUACCGGACAGCUGAUAAAGGCUGGCAGAAUUCCAUUCGGCACAACCUCUCCUUGAACCGUUAUUUUAUUAAAGUCCCACGUUCUCAGGAGGAGCCAGGGAAGGGCUCUUUUUGGCGCAUCGAUCCUCCUUCAGAAGGCAAACUGGUGGAGCAGGCAUUCCGAAAACGGAGGCAGAGGGGGGUGUCCUGCUUCCGAACCCCUUUUGGGCCUCUUUCCUCCCGGAGUGCCCCUGCAUCCCCUACUCAUCCCGGCUUGCUGUCUCCUCACACAAGUGGCCUCCAGACGCCAGAGUGCCUGUCGCGGGAGGGCUCACCCAUUCCACACGAUCACGACUUUGGUUCAAAGCUAGCCUCCGUUCCAGAGUAUCGGUAUUCACAAAGUGCACCUGGCUCGCCUGUAAGUGCCCAGCCAGUAAUCAUGGCAGUCCCGUCUCGGCCCUCAGCCCUCAUGGCCAAGCCAGUGGCCUACAUGCCGGCCUCCAUUGUGACCUCCCAGCAGCCUUCGGGCCAUGCCAUUCAUGUGGUGCAGCAAGCCCCUACUGUCACCAUGGUCCGGGUCGUGACCACCUCUGCAAACUCUGCAAAUGGAUACAUCCUGACUAACCAGGGCCCGGCAAGUGGCAGCCAUGAAGCAGCAACAGGGACAGUCUUGGACUUGGCUGGCGAGCCUCGAGGAAUGGAUGAGAAGCCCACCAUUGCGUUUGCAGCAAUCCCCACUGGCAGCCGGGUGAUUCAGACCGUGGCCAGCCAGAUGUCUCAGGGCGUCCCAGGACAAACGGUCACCAUCCUCCAGCAAGCCACCCCUGUGGCCAUCGGUCAACACCAGCUCCCCGUCCGAGCCGUGACGCAAAACGGAAAGCACGCUCUCCCCACCAACAGCAUCACCAGCGGCACCUACGCCCUCACAAAUCCACUGCAGCUCCUUGCGGCCCAGGCCAGCUCCUCCACUCCAGUGGUGGUCAACCAAGCAAGAGAAGCUGUGGCAAAAGACACGGAGGAGCUUUCAAAUGAGCCGGAGGUCAAGCGGCCUCGGAUGGAGGAGCCCAAGGCAGGAGGAGCGGCUCUGCUGCAAACCGGCGGCGUCAUCACUUCCGCAACCCCACAAGGACAGGCUGCUGGCGAAUGAGGAACCCAGAGGUUCGGAAAUGCAGCGGCAUAAGCUUUGGUGGAGAUCAUUUUUUUAGAAAAGGAAACAAAAAAGAUAUAUGACUGUAACAUCUUUUCCCCCAGCAAGAUGUUUCUCCCAAAGCAAAGGAAAAGCUCCCUUGGAAGCAUGUUUUUUUUAAAAAAAGAGGUCAGGGGUUUUUCAGAUCCUGAGGUGCCAAACGGAAUACGCAAAUAAGCCUCCACUGACCUGUGGUCUGAAAAUCCUCUUUUGCUUUUCACUUUGGAGAUUAUUUUUCCUCUCCUUUUUAGAUUUUAAAAAAACAAAUAAUAAUAAUAAUAAAGACAAUUUGAUUGUAUGACUGCUGGGAUUUUCCACCCAAGCCCUUCAUUUCCUUUCUUCCCCUUUCUUUCUUCCCCUCAAAAGCAUGGUAGUUUUACGAGAGCAUAUUAAAAAACACAGGACAGAAGCAUGUAUUCGGGGAGAGGAAGGGCAGAAGGUAGGGGCUCAUUCAAUCUCCAAAGACUACUUUCUUUCUCUCUUUCUCAAAUUUCUUAUUCAUGCGACUUUGGGAGGUUACAACUCCCAGAAUUUCCCAUCUACUUGGGUGGGAGAUGUGGGAUUUGUAGUCCAAAAAAGGAACACUUCCAUACUCUUUAGAGAGAAAUUUAUACCCUUUCAUCUCAACUCCAAACCCUCAAAAACUGAUGGAUCAUCUUUUUUCUGAACAUUACUUUUGGAACCAGGUUUUGCCAUAUUAUGCACACAAUUGCUGGUGAAAUUAUCGACAGUUUUGUAAUUUCCUCCCCCUUUAAAAAACUUGGCCAGUUUCCCCUUUUGUUGAUAUCACGGUGUUCUAUGUUUGGUCACUAGAUACUGCCAAAGUGAGUUGGCCUGAGAACAUAUAAAUCUUUGUGGCUCAUAACAGAAUGACCCCAUAACCACAUAAAUGAUACCCAUGGUUUCAUUUACGUUUUUUCUGAAAAUAAUACGCCCUUUCUUGGCAUUUCCUAGGUCCUCCAAUGUGACUUGAUAUGCUCCUGCCAAUUUGUUCAAUAGGUGUCUCUAUUCCCCGUGGUUUUGCAUAUCCACGAGAAGUCCUGAAGCAUAUAAAGGGUUGUAUUGUAAUAUCUAGUUUAGAGCGUUAAAUUAACACGGUGCACGAAAGUUCGCGUUUCCAUGUCUGCCUACAAAUAAAUCUUUUUAUAUGGGGAUUUAUGGAACAGCUCAGUCACACCAUCUUCAGUAUCAUUCCGGUUCAUUGAUUUUAAGAGAAACACACAUGCAAGAGAAAGAGAGAAAUGGAAAUAUAAAAUCUGCUUUUAACCCAGUUCCAGUUUUAAAUGCUGGUCCUGACGCCUAAAGAGCCAAUGUUGUAUAUGUGGUUAAAAUGUUGGACUAAGUCUAACGAGGGGUUCCGAUUUCCUGUUUAUCUAUGACACUCACUGGGGGACCUUGGACCAGUCACUGUCUCUUUUAACCUACCUCACAGGGUUGUUGUGAGGAUAAAGUUGCGGGCGGGGAGGGGAAACUCUGUAUGCCACCGUGCCCUCCUCGGAGGAGGGGCAGAAUAAAGAUGAAAUAAAAUAAUA
This is a messenger RNA of Anolis carolinensis (green anole), 3652 nucleotides long. It is a transcript of the gene foxk1, whose product is annotated as forkhead box K1. Lineage: Eukaryota; Metazoa; Chordata; Lepidosauria; Squamata; Anolidae. Bases 78 to 2081 code for a protein of 667 amino acids. The transcript has 9 exons. The record is from RefSeq and is a predicted model, not a curated record. Gene Ontology annotation, biological process: regulation of transcription by RNA polymerase II. Gene Ontology annotation, molecular function: RNA polymerase II cis-regulatory region sequence-specific DNA binding; protein binding; DNA-binding transcription factor activity, RNA polymerase II-specific.